AUGGACUUGAAGGGCUGGGCCUCCGCCGUGGCCCAGCGCAGCAGCCAGCUCGCCCGCGAGGGCAUGCAGUAUGUGGAGAAGAAAAUAGAGCAGCAGCAGCAGCAGCUGAAGCAGCAGCUGCAGCAGCAGCAAGCAGCCUGGGGCAGCGCUACCCUGCGCAGGGGCCCCUCGGGGGGGCCCCCCAAGGGCCCCCAGGGGGGCCCCCUGGGGGGCCCCCUGGGGGGCCCCCCAGCUGAGGGGGCCCCCGAGGGGGCCCCCAUAGGGAUCCCCGCAGCAGCAACAUACUAUGUGCAGCUUUCGGAUUGCUGCGGCUUCCCCCCUGCAGACGCAGCAGCAGUGCUGCAGCAGCAGCAGCAGCAGCAGCAGCAGCAGGAGCAGCAGCAGUUCAUAAUGAACCAGCUGAGCAGCAGAGAAAGGCCCAAAGACAGGGGCCCCAACUGCUUUUUGCUGCCAGCAGGUGCAGCAGCAGCAGACAUCACUAAGCGCCUCCACGCCCUUGGCGAGCAUGCAGCAGCAGCAGCAGCAGCAGCAGAAGCAGCAGCAGCAGCAGCAGCAGCAGCAGCAGGGAGCAGCAGCAGCUGA
This is a messenger RNA of Eimeria necatrix, 582 nucleotides long. RefSeq lists its product as hypothetical. Lineage: Eukaryota; Apicomplexa; Conoidasida; Eucoccidiorida; Eimeriidae. Bases 1 to 582 code for a protein of 193 amino acids. The transcript is spliced from 2 exons. The record is from RefSeq and is a predicted model, not a curated record.